Molecule: messenger RNA, 861 nt
Organism: Kuraishia capsulata CBS 1993
Lineage: Eukaryota; Fungi; Ascomycota; Pichiomycetes; Pichiales; Pichiaceae
Exons: 1
Coding region: 1-861 (286 amino acids)
Biological process (GO): kinetochore assembly; protein localization to kinetochore; mitotic sister chromatid segregation
Cellular component (GO): nucleus; chromosome, centromeric region
Source: RefSeq, a predicted model, not a curated record
AUGAGUGAUGAGGCAGCCGAAUCCAUCAUCACAGAGCAUUUGGAUUACUCUGCGUUGUCGGUUAUUGACGACGUGAUCAAUGCAGUUAACGAGAUAGUGUACAAAUGCGUGAAUGCAAUGGAGACAUAUUUGAAGGCUAAGGAAGAGAAGAAACAAGAGGAGCAGGAGGAUGAUGAUAUAAUAAUGACUGAUCCAUCUCAGACAGACAUUAUGAGUCGAAUACAGCACGGAUCAGGAGCAAUGGAGACCCUGCUUACAGCUGCAGUAGAUCGAAAUUUUGAUCUGUUCGAGCUGUAUGUGUUGAGAAACAUUUUCAGCAUACCGAAGGAUCUAGUGGACGGUGGAUGGAUGAGAUUGGAGCAUCACGAGGAUAUAAAACCAGUGGGUGAGAAUUUUUCCACGGUGAAUCAGAAAAUCAGAGCUUUGACAAUACAGACGCAAUUUCUUUCGGAAUUGAAAAAGCUUAUGAGCAGGCAACUUCACGAGAUAUCUCAAUUACAAGCCAAAUUGAAAGGCUACAAGCUGAUAAUGAUGUACUUUCAGAAAAAAGCUGGUGAGCACAGGGAGUUGGAGCCACUGAGGGACUCCCUACCAUUCCUGAUCAGCGAGACCAAGAAAAGGAUAGGACAGUUUGAGAAGUUACAUUUGAUUAUCUCAAACGGAGAUAUGGCUCUUGAAGAGACUUAUAACGAGAAAUUCCUAAAAAGGCUGACAGAUAAACAAUUGGAGUCUCUGGGACUCUCAAACAAGGACAUGCCAAACAAACAACCAGAGAUCGACCACGAGGAAGAAUUGCUGGCGAUGUAUUCCGACAAAGACGAGGCAGACCUGAAAAAUCUUCCCAAAUGGGACAAAUCCUGA